AUGAGAAUGAAACAACCAGACGACCAAAAGUCUGAGAGAGAGAGAGAGAAAAAAUAUCGGCUCAUUAUUUUCAAUUCACUUUUAAUCCUAGUUAAUACUAUUUACUUUCUUUCUUCUAACUAUCCAUCCCACCAUCCUAUCUAUUCAAUUAUGAAUCCACAAAGAAUUAUUGAAUUACAAAAACAUUAUCAAAAUACUCCUAAACCAUUAUGGUUAAGAGGUAGACAAUCGGCAUUUUUAGUUUAUCCAUUUUAUGCUUUAUUUGCUGUUAGUACUGUCAUCCCAUUAUAUUAUAGUGUUAGAGCUGUUGCUGGUAUAAAAGAUGAAUAA
Molecule: messenger RNA, 330 nt
Organism: Candida albicans SC5314
Lineage: Eukaryota; Fungi; Ascomycota; Pichiomycetes; Serinales; Debaryomycetaceae
Gene: COX7
Product: cytochrome c oxidase subunit VII
Exons: 1
Coding region: 1-330 (109 amino acids)
Source: RefSeq, a predicted model, not a curated record